Molecule: messenger RNA, 1388 nt
Organism: Aspergillus brunneoviolaceus CBS 621.78
Lineage: Eukaryota; Fungi; Ascomycota; Eurotiomycetes; Eurotiales; Aspergillaceae
Exons: 2
Coding region: 266-1147 (293 amino acids)
Source: RefSeq, a predicted model, not a curated record
CCUCCCUACCUCCUCCUCCCCCCCAUUCCUUCUUCGUCUAGCUUCGGGGGUUCCGACUAAGUCGACAGAUACAGCGCCCCGUCUUCCGGUACUCUUCUGGGGCUCCUCUCGUCACUCGUUCCACCUAUUCAGUCGUCUCUCCUCCUCCUUCGCCGCUGUCCUCUCGCUUGAUCCAUUCUGUCGACAUAUCAUGGUUUAUACCCGUCAGUAAACAUUCCUGACGGUCCCCACCGCCGUAACUUCAGCCGCCAAAAAAGCAGUCGUCAUGGCACCUUGGCCUCAGGCCUGGACCGCCAGUCAUGCUGCUGCUCCUGCCAGACCGACAACCACUUUGCGAUCCCUCCCUCUGAUCGCAUACCUCUCGCUAUUCGCCCUCCUCGCCUCCACCGUCGCUCAUGCGCAAACUGUCGCUAUCCUACCUUCCGCUGCCUCUUCCUCCUUUCCCUCCUGCGGCCUGACCUGCUCCGUCCUCCUCCAAGCCCAAUCUGAAUGCCUGCCGCCUGCCGCUCCGCAGACAAACUCCGCCACCUACGCCUCCUGCUUCUGCCAUUCACAGAAUCUCACCGAGCUUCGCACUUCCUCCAACGCCGUCUGCGAUGAUACGUGCACCAAUGCCUCCGAUCGCUCGUUACUACGGACAUGGUACAACGACUACUGCGCGGUCGCAGCCCCACUCGCCGACGCUGGCAGCACGAACAACGAGGAGGAAAAAUGGCAGGCCCAUUCCGCUCAGUGGUCCACACACUACAAAUGGGUGAUCAUGGUCAUCAUCCUGGUCGUCGGGUUCAGCAUCAUCAGCGUGGUGGGCGUGUGGGCGAAGCGCCGCCAUGAUCGGAAGUACCCGGGUCUGUAUCACGCCGCAGCCACGGGUGGCACAGACAGCGCUCUGCUGGCCGCCCGCCAGCAGGAGAUCGGUCCCGCGCCGGGACCUGAUACACGCGCGCCGGGUCAGUUCAUGCCCGCCCAGUAUGACCCCGCCCAGAAUCCGGGCUCCAUCGCCAGCAGUUCACACACCAACGUCGCUGCCGCUGCCGCUGCCGCCGCUGCAAAUGCCCCCGGGCCCCGACCAGCGCGCACGUCAUCCCGUCUGCAGAAGACGCAACCCGUAUCCGACAGCGACACCGAAAUCCGCGAAGUGGCUCGGUGAAACCAGACUCACGGAGGUCUGGUUUGGAAGGCAUUGUCCACGAUUAGUCAUCGCAGGAACCUUUUCCGCUGUCUCUGAACAACUGGCGGCCGGUCUAAAUCUACUGAAAGGCAACACCCUCCUUUUCUUCUACCUCUUCCAUUCAUCUGGCAAACCAUAUGCCAUGGAUCGAUAGCCCCUGCAGUUACCCCUUCAAGGACAAGACGAAAAGACAUGGUCCCUCCCGCUGAGCUUUGCAUAU